Messenger RNA from Saprolegnia parasitica CBS 223.65, 597 nucleotides. RefSeq lists its product as hypothetical. Gene Ontology annotation, cellular component: extracellular region. The record is from RefSeq and is a predicted model, not a curated record. The transcript has 3 exons. Bases 1 to 597 code for a protein of 198 amino acids. NCBI's taxonomy places the organism in Eukaryota, Oomycota, Saprolegniomycetes, Saprolegniales, Saprolegniaceae. Gene Ontology annotation, molecular function: cellulose binding. Gene Ontology annotation, biological process: carbohydrate metabolic process.
AUGCACAGCAGCCUCUUCACGUCCGUUCUUCUUGCCGCCUCGGCGCAGGCCGCGCACGUCCACCUCCGCGACAUCAAGGCGGCCCAGGAGUACCGCGGUGACACCGCGUGCACGAGCGGCAACUACUGCAAGGUCAUCAACGAGUGGUACUCGCAGUGCCAGCCCGGCGGCCAGAGCGAGGUCGGCGUCUGGGGCCAGUGCGGCGGCAAGAACUACAACGGCGCGACCAAGUGCACGUCCGGCAACACGUGCAAGGUCUGGAACGAGUGGAACUCGCAGUGCGUCCCGAGCAACGACCAGCCCGCGACCGCGCCGCUCAACUGGGCGCAGGUCGACGGCUACACGUGCGCCGGCAACACAGACUUUUAUGGCAGCGACAUUGGCCAGGCGCAAACGCGCUUCGACCGGUGCCUCGACGAGUGCGACUACUACGAGUCGGGCGGCCACAAGUGCAACGCGUUCAUGUGGGUGCGCAACCCCGGCAGCGAGUUUGGCAUCUGCUACUUCAAGUCCUUCGACGACUUCAACCGCAAGCCGUCGACGAGCUGGCUCGGUGGCAUCUCGUGCAAGCGCAACCCCAAGUACAUGCAGCACUAA